AUGCACGGCUCCAGUUCCGGGGAUCCAUUGCCUCUUCGGGCUUCUCCAUUGAAUUACAAAUAUAAAAAUGGGGUGUUCAAGCUCCUGGAGCUUUUCGACAGUGAAGACCCAGGAGAGCGUGACUUCCUGAAGACCGUCCUGUACCGGAUUUAUGGGAAGUUCCUGGGAAUGAGGGCGUUCAUCAGAAAGCAAACCAACAACAUCUUCCUCAGGUUUAUCUAUGAAACGGAGCAUUUCAAUGGAGUGGCUGAGCUCCUUGAAAUACUGGGAAGUAUCAUCAAUGGCUUUGCGUUGCCACUGAAAGCAGAACAUAAGCAGUUUCUAAUGAAGGUUCUUAUUCCUAUGCAUACUGCAAAAGGACUGGCUCUGUUUCAUGCUCAGCUGGCCUACUGUGUUGUGCAGUUCCUGGAGAAAGACACGACACUGACGGAGCCGGUGAUCAGAGGACUCCUGAAAUUUUGGCCAAAAACAUGCAGUCAGAAAGAGGUGAUGUUUUUAGGAGAAAUUGAAGAGAUCUUAGACGUCAUUGAGCCAACACAAUUCAAAAAGAUUGAAGAGCCGCUUUUUAAACAGAUAUCCAAGUGUGUCUCCAGUUCUCACUUCCAGGUUGCAGAGAGAGCACUGUACUUCUGGAAUAACGAAUACAUUCUCAGUUUGAUUGAGGAGAACAUCGAUAAGAUCCUGCCCAUCAUGUUUGCCAGUUUGUAUAAAAUUUCCAAAGAACACUGGAAUCAGACUAUUGUAGCUCUGGUAUACAACGUGCUGAAAACCCUAAUGGAGAUGAACGGGAAGCUUUUUGAUGACCUUACUAGUUCCUACAAGGCUGAAAGACAGAGAGAGAAGAAGAAAGAACUGGAACGCGAAGAAUUAUGGAAAAAGUUAGAAGAGUUGAAGCUGAAGAAGGCUCUAGAGAAACAGAACAAUGCUUACAACAUGCACAGUAUUCUCAGCAAUACCAGUGCCCAGUAAAAGGUCAGCUCCCCCUGCUGGGCGGCAGUGUUGUACACUCUUGGAAUAUAUAAAAACUUCAAAGCCAAACCUCAUCAGUAUAAUGUAAUUAGGAGGCCAGUUUUUCCUGGCAAGCGUAAGCGAAAGAGAUAAGGACUAAACAUAGCCCUGUGCUGUGCCACGGCCACAGUAUAUUGUAAACUUUGUCUAAUCAUGGAGUGUCACUGUCAUCUGUUGAGUGAGGUGACUGUGGGAGUGGCGUGAGUCACACGACUUAGCCCAGGUGUGCUGCACACACAGAUCAAGCCGGCCUCUGCACACUUCCUUUAUCAUGUGCUUUCACAGUGCUGCACACCUUGGGUACUUCUGAGGAAAGAACCUUCCUUCAUGAGAAAAGCUGAGGUGUUGCCCUUCCCUUCCCCUCUCCUAGAGAGGUGGACGGGGAGAUAAAGGCCCAGCCUCAUUAAAGAUACUGCCAUACUCUGGGUUUUGCAACAUCUUGCGUUUCCAGGCUUCCGAAGCACAAAGUAUUAAAAGCUGGGGGGAAGUAAACCAAAUGUUGACUGUUCCCAAAUCCCCUGCAGCAGCAGCACCCGGAGCGUGCGCAGAGCAGCACGGGCGGGUGGACCCUAGCUCACCUCCUUCAUUCCUCCAAGGCUGGAGGCAGGGCCUUCCCAGUCCUCAACCUGCCCCUCCCAGGCCUGCCUGCAGGGUGAAGGAGGCCCUGGGUCCCACAGUGUGAUGCGGACUGCUAGCUAUCACUGCCUGGCUUUGUGUAAGGGAAAUGCAGUGGGCAAACUCUGAAUUGACUGCGUAGAAGCGUUGUAUGUUUUUACCUGGUCGGGUAUUUUUCACACCUGUUGUUAUCAGUACCAUUCCAACCUCUUGCCUUGCAGUUGUAUGGAAAACCGUUUUAUAAUGAAAGAUCUUCACUGGGGAUUGAGCAGCAUUUAAUAAAGUCUAUGUUUGUAUUUUGAAAAAAAA
Messenger RNA from Rattus norvegicus (Norway rat), 1932 nucleotides. The record is from RefSeq and is a predicted model, not a curated record. Lineage: Eukaryota; Metazoa; Chordata; Mammalia; Rodentia; Muridae.